AUGGAUGAGGACGUCUCGCCGCCCAUCGAGGAGGAAGAGCAAUUCUGGGAUGAGCUCGAGCGUGUGCUCAAGGCGCCUUGUGAGACGCAUGAGGAUAUCGACGAUGCUUUACGAUCCUUUCUGGCCUUGACGACCGAGCAUAGAAAGGACUACGUCCAGACCGAGUACGACUUUGCACAAUGCUGCUAUCGCCUACUCAACUCGCCGCUAUACUCGACGCAUUCCGACUAUGUUCGACGGCAGAUCUUGUAUUGCUUGCUGCAGGAGGACGACGAUGAUGUCCUGCACAUAUCCGUCGCCUUCUUAAUCUAUGAUGGCAGAACCAACGAAAACGGCUUCAGCAUGCUCCAGGGUGAGGGUACUUUCCCUCGCCUGGUACAAUUGAUACGCGAUAAACGAGAUAACGAUUACGGCCUACACAAACUACUGCUGGAGCUGCUCUACGAGAUUUCGCGCUCGCAGAGGCUGAAUCGAGACGAUCUGGUCACCGUCGACGACCCCUUCAUCCUCCACCUCCUCGACCUCAUCGAACACCUCUCCGACGACGCCGACGACCCCUACCACUACCCCAUCAUCCGCGUCCUCCUCGUCCUCAACGAACAAUACAUGUGCCACCCCCACCCCUCCGAUCCUCCCCUCACCAACCGCAUCCUCAAGCUCCUCUCCGCUCACGGCCCCUCCUAUCGCACGUUUGGCGAAAACCUCAUCCUCCUGCUCAACCGCGAAUCCACGCUCAGCAACCAGCUGUUGAUUCUCAAACUGCUCUACCUUCUGUUCACCACCCCGCAGACGUUCGAGUACUUCUACACCAACGACCUGCAUGUGCUCGUCGAUGUCAUUAUCCGGAACCUACUCGAUCUGGACCCCGGCAGCCUCGAUGCAAGAGGAGAAAAUGGCGAGGAAGGGUUAGAUGGGCAGCGCGCGCUACGGCACACUUACCUGCGCGUGUUGUGUCCACUGUUGAAGAACACGCAGCUGGCGAAAGAAGGAGGCAACUACAAGCGAAUCGAAGUGCGUCGACUCCUCCAUCUCCUCGUCAACCGCUCCUCCGCCCACUUCGCCCCAGUCGACGGCACAGUCUUACGACUCGUUAUACGCUGCAGACAAGUCGACUGGAUCUGGGAGGAAGGCGACGAAGAAGACGAAGAGAUGGCGCAGAAACUCGCCGGACUCGCCGACGACAGCCCGACCGGCGAGGUGACGGACAAAGCGGUCGCGAAAAAGAUGCUCGGCAUGGGCCUCGAAGAAGCCGGCGUGAGCAAUUUGAGCGUCGUGGACGUGAGCGCGGAUUUGGGAGAGCAGGAGAUGAAGCCAAAGGGGAAGCAGAAGCCGGACGCGCCGGCGCCGAGGCGAAAGUCCGUGGUGAAGCAGCAGGGGGAGAAGGAGAAAGAGCGAGGGAGGGAGAAGCCGGUCGUGCCGGCGCCGAGGCGGAGGAGGGGGAAGAAGGUUGAUGGGAUGAAUGGAGAGGAGCAGCAUACCAAUGGGAAGACGAUGGAGGGGUUGAAGCCGCCGCCGGGUGAUGCGGGGGAGGAUGGGAGGGAGGGGAGGAGGGAUCGGAGUCCGUUUGCUGAUGAGAAUGGGGAGACGUGA
Saxophila tyrrhenica is the source of this 1590-nucleotide messenger RNA. RefSeq names its product pre-rRNA processing (gene LDB17). NCBI's taxonomy places the organism in Eukaryota, Fungi, Ascomycota, Dothideomycetes, Mycosphaerellales, Extremaceae. The record is from RefSeq and is a predicted model, not a curated record. Gene Ontology annotation, cellular component: actin cortical patch. Bases 1 to 1590 code for a protein of 529 amino acids. Gene Ontology annotation, biological process: actin cortical patch assembly; actin cortical patch localization; endocytosis. The transcript has 4 exons. Gene Ontology annotation, molecular function: Arp2/3 complex binding.